Messenger RNA from Trichoderma virens Gv29-8, 1314 nucleotides. RefSeq lists its product as uncharacterized. Lineage: Eukaryota; Fungi; Ascomycota; Sordariomycetes; Hypocreales; Hypocreaceae. The transcript is spliced from 8 exons. The record is from RefSeq and is a predicted model, not a curated record. Bases 1 to 1314 code for a protein of 437 amino acids.
AUGGAUACCCGGGCACAUGUACAAUACAGUAGGGUACAGACCGCCCCCAACUCCGCCUUUGUCGAAUAUCAUGGAUCUCUCUCCAUCCCCAUCUUCGCAAACAACAUCCAACUACCAACGACCCCCACUGUCCUGAGUCAAAGACAAUCAACAAAAAGGUCUAGCACCUCAGCUUUGCCAGACCGUCAAUUAUGCGCCUCAUGCCGCAUGCGGAAUACAGACAUCAGCACCAUCAUUUACAACAUGCAGAGGUAUCGACUUCGCCGAACUUCUAGCCCCCGUCAAUACUCCGCCCACUUCCCGCCUCAUUCUCGCCUAUGGAACUGGCGACUUCGCUCUCUGAGCGUCAAGUGUAGUAUUCGGUACAAGUUUCCACUUGCCAGAACAAGGGCAAGCCGCUCGCAUUUGCGCUGGUGCUUGGAUGAGCACUUACGAGUACAGACAUGGAGCAUGUAUGGCUACUUCUGCUUUGGGCACUGCGGAGGACCAGCGCGGUCCGCGGCUCAGACGCCUCGUUCUUGCAAAGUAUUACCUAUGCCUUUCCACAUGGCGACAUUUUCAAGCCACUCCGCUACGUGGCUGUUCCGGAUGCUCGACAAACUCUCCUCGAUAGCCGAACUGGAGAGUGUGGCUUCAGCCCUCUGGGUUUCUCGUGUCUGCGCCUUGCUAAGUGGCGGUGCUUGGCAGGAAAGCCAGCCUUGGCUGUCCUCAGAUGCAGCAUUUGCGAUGAUUUGGCUUGCAGGCGCUCUCUGCAUAUUCGCAGCCGAGCCUGGAUACUGGUCCUCCAGGCACGAUCGAAGCCCUGAUAGCAGGCUCGGACAUACGAGUACAUGUAAGCCGCAUCAAUACGACUUUGCAACGGUAAAGUUCCGCAUGGUCAUCUUAUAUGUCCCUCGGUCUGGAUUGCCUGUGCACGCGCAAGAGGGCGGGACCGGGCUUAUCGAGAUUGAGGAGACUUUUCCGUUUACAAGACGGACGGAUGCAUUUGCUCGCAACGUGGUUCGUGUUUCAUGCUGCACGAUCCCGGCCUCGAUUCCCAUGGGCAAGGGCAUCACAGCAUACACUAGUACACACAGAGACACGCGUACCUGUCUGCAUGCUCCCUAUGGAGUAUUAAUACCACCUCGCUCGGCUGGGCAUGCGAGUAGCAUCGGCAGUAAAGCCUCCAUCGGCCGAGACUGUGUAAUGACAGCCGUUGCCACUCGAGGCCGUUAUCCAUCACUUGGUAUAUGUACUUGCACGGCACGCCGGAAGCUUUUCUCUCUCUGGAAUCAUCUCCGGCCGAGACUCGUAGACGUCGGAGCCGCUCUGUGA